AUGGACGAGUCACAAGAAGAACAACAUCAGGCUCCGCCUGUCUACCCAGUGUACCAGGUUGGAACGGACUCCAUGGGACAACAAGUGUUUUAUGGAGUUCAUAUGGGCGCGGAAAACCAAAUGUAUCCGACUGGCGAAGUGUAUCAGGUAAAACUUUGCUUUUUUUUUGAUGUUUAGGUUGAGGAGGUAGAAUGCUGCAGCAUGCUGUGAUAGGGAUGGAUUGUGGCUGUUUGAGCUAAAACUUUAUACGUUUUAGUUUCAGAAUAAAGGUCUAAAGCUUUAGGAAUGCUAUGUCAAGUUCCUUCGGCGUUUUAUAACACUCGCUGGCCAAUUUUAUAUUAUCCAUGACUAAAAAUACAUAAAUUUUAUGUUUUUUCUUGUCAAAAUUGAUUAUUCUAAUUCAAAAUUUGUCUUUUCUUUUUACAGAAUCAACAGAACUUUCAUCAGAUGCCUCCUCAAUUUUUCAGUCCUGUUCAACAAGGUCAGGACCCAGCUCAGUUUGCACAACCUCAACAGUUCAUGGGCCCGGUUUCGCCGCAACAACAGCAGGAGCAGCAACAACACUACAUGUAUAACAUGCAGAAUCCUCAAUAUGGACAGCAGCAGUUAUACCCGCAGCAGAUGCAGCCUCAGAUGAAUUUUCCUCACGCUCAUCAGCAAGUUUAUGGUCAAAUGGUGGAUAACAAUGGUCAACAUGGGCAUGGUAAGGCUUUUGUGGUAAUUGUUUGUGUUUAAAUGAAUGUUUAUUUUAGGAUUAUAAGGUAUAUAUUGAUGUUUUAAUAGGUCUUUUUAUAACUUUAAGCGAGGUGUAAGUUUAAAGGAGUUUUUAUCUUGUUUUAGCCGUGUUCUGAGGACUGAAGGAUACAAUUUUGUUUUUGGUGCCUUGGUAAAUCAAAAAGUUUAGAAAACGCAUACUUUAUUUGAGUUUUUAAAUAAUCUUGUUUUAGAAGCUAGAGCCGUGUCAGCUUUAUUCGACAAUGCAUCGGAGAACUACACGGCCAAUUGGGUGUCCUCAACUUCAUCGAUACCAGCGGAGCAAAAGGUACUGCCAGAAGUUAGUGAUGAAGUGGAGCCAGCUGACUUCGGUGGCACAUGGGUAAAACAUUGAAGAUGGAUUUUGCUUAAAAUUUUGUUUUUUAAUUAGUUUUUUUUUUAUUUUAAAAUCCAACUGAAUGAAAAUGCUUAUGUUUCACUCGUUUUAGGUAACAUUUUUGUCAGUUUUUACUACAAUAUGAAUUAAUCAUUACUAUUUUCAGCCACCUACUCGAAAUCGCAAUCAAAACCAGCGUCAUUACGAUGUCCCUGACAAUAUGAUGGCCGGAACUUCGGCCAACACGGUCGGCGGAUUCAUGAAGUCACCUCCACCGCGCCCAAUGCAAAAGCUGGAGCACCAGGUGGCACAACUGAACAUGGGUGAACAACAGAGACAGGUAAGGAAUGGGUAUGGCUGUUGUGUGAAUAUUGUGUUAAUAAAGGCGUUUUGCGGGUAAAAUAAAGCUUUGACGGCGAUAGUCGUGACUUUUGAGAUGUUUUGAGGUUUGAAAAUUUAUCUAACAAUAAGUUUUUAAGGGAUUUUGUUUGAAUAUAUUGAUUUUCACAUACACUAUUUGCCAAUUUUUGGCUUGAAAAUAACAAUAUUAAUAAAAUAAAAAAUACAAGUAAAAAGACAGACUAUAUUUUACAUAAUGAAAAAGCCAAGAUCUUGAGCAAUAUGACUAGAAAAUCAAAGAAAAAUAUAAAAUAUGACGAGUAAGAUAACACGUCACGUUAUCGCUAUUAUUUUUUAACAAAAAAUAUACAUCAUGACAAUAAUAAAACAAUUAAAAGAAAAUUAAUUUUAAAAAAAGUAAAGAUAACAAUAAUUAAAAUAAUUAUCAAGACAAUGACGCCAAUCCAUACACUUGACGUUACCUACAAAAGUUUAGCGUAUAAGCUGUGUUGUAAACAUUGUAAUUAACAAAAGUGCAGGAUUUAACACUUUAUGUCCAUAAAUACACUUUUUGCGGAAAAAAUGAACAAUUAGGCUAAUUAAGCGGAAAAAAUUUGUUAUAAAUAUGUAAUGAGGCUAGAUUUGGGCAGAUAUCGAGGUGAAUGAGGUAGUUUUGUCUAGUUUGGCUUGUGUUUUGGGGACUUUUUCUGACAAAAUUUUGUAUCAACUUCUUGAUCAAAAUUUGAUAACGCUACUAUACUUGAACACAGGGUCGGGUGCUAAGAGGAUCCUUUAUUUUUUUUAAAUUUUGAAUAUUUUCCCAUCUUUGUUUUUUGAGGAAAAAGUCUUAAAAUAGUUACCCCAACUGUCUGUGGGUCAAUUUUUAAAUUUUUUAUAGACAAAAAUCUGUUAGCAUGGUACUACACUUGGCUUUAGCCCACUUUUAAACUAUGAUUGCUCUAAAAUAUUUGAAGCGAUUUAUACUAUGAGUUUGCACGCGAAUUUGAAUAGGCUGGACCGUUACAAUAAUGGUCAGCGCGAUCCGUUUCCUGACCAUUUUUCCCCUAUUGUUUUGACUCGGAAUGUUGUUAGAUUCCGAUUAGAUAUGAUCCGCGGAAAAGUUUUUUGGUCGAAAUGUGUUCAACCGUGUGUUAUAAAUAGUGUUUGAAGGGCUUUUGUAUGCGGUUUGAUUACUUUUUGUAGGAUUGGAAGCUUUAGCAUGCUUUGAUAUAAUUUUUAGUCUUAUUUUAUCGUUGGUAAUCUAGUAGUCGAAUGUAGUUUCGUUGAUGUUGUUGUUAUAUUGGCAUCAUGGAAAACUUUUUUAGCAUACAAUGUUUAAAAACACUAUUUUUUGGUUACAAACUAAUUUUUUUAUUGAAAAAUAAUUUAGAAGAAACAAAUAUUAUUUUAAAACACUGAGAUACACUUUACUCAUCUCAUAAGAUUAAACAGUGUUUAUAACGCCUUAUAGCUGCUCAUCAACUGUCCAGUUGAUUAACAUACACUCGAACAUUUGCAAAACAUAAUCCCUGGUCAAGUUGUUGAAAGAGCAAAUGAACAUUGUUGCGAAAGCGAUUAAAUUGUGCGGUUAAGCUUUUGCGGGGCAUGGAUAAUAUAUGCAGGACGUAAAAUUGGUCCGGCUUUAGAUUCGGUUGCAUUUUCGUGUAGUUCAGGUGAUUUAAGGACUUAUAUUUGGCUCAAUAUUUUGGUUUGUUUGGUAGGCUAGGGUUUCGUUUUUGGUAUCUGCUAUUGCAGUUACUGUAGAGUGACAGGCUUUCUUAAAAUACACAAUCAGACUGGCUUUUCGUUGUUACUUUCACUGUGAUAGAAGGUUUUUCUAUAGAGGUUUCUACUUUAAGAAAGUGUCAUGAGGUAGAUUUUAACUUAUCAUAAAAGGAGUGAUUAUUUUUGAAUCGUUUAAUAUAACUAGAGUCGUCUUUAAAUAUUGCAGAAAAAAUGUAAAAUGUGAAUAAUGGUUCUCGGAAUAGUCGGAUUACUCUGUUGUUUACGUUUUUAAGCAAUAUCUUAAAGACGAGCAUAGUAAUUAUGUUGUCAUUUCAUGACAUACUAGAGCAAUAGGAACGAUUGAAGGGCGUAGCCAAGGGAAUAUAACGCCAAUUUCUUUGAUAAUACAAAGUUAUGAAACUAAAGCAGCUACAGAAAGCAAUAUUUUUGGAGGAAAGACAACAAAAUCUCAAUGAGAUCUUUGUUUAUGCUUUUUAAAACGUUCAAAGGAGCAGUGUAUUGUAACUUUAAAUAACGUUUUACGCUUAAAAUUUUUGAUAUUUGGGUUUCAAAUGGACCAACGAUGAAACAGUUUUCUUUAUUCUAAUAUUUUUGGUUAGGAAGUAUCUUUAAAGGUCUUUCUUUGAUGAAAAUUUUCUUUUUUUUCUUUAUUAUGCUUUUCUGGAAGCUUAGUUUGUUAGUAAACUUACUUUUAAAAAGACAUUAUAGAUUAAAUCAGGGCAAAAAUUCUCGGUUUUCUACUUAUCUUUAAUAAAAAACAUUUUUUGGAACAAAAACAAUAAAAAACGCAUCAUACGGAAGUGUUCGGACUAAUUUGCGGUCCUUUUUUAUCUCCUUCAUAGAUCGCGCAUUACGUGGGGCUCGAGAAUGUCGAGAAUAAAGGAGCCGGGGAAGAGGAGUAAAAGAAGACGCGCUGCUUUUCCCCCUCAAUCCUUCUCCAUCCUCCUUCUCAUGGCCAGGUCGCUCGCCGCUGCGUUUCGUCGGUUCGCGGCCAGGUCUCUCGGGCUCGCUGCUUUUAUACGGGUUUUCAAUCCAUCCCCUUUUGCUUUCUAGCUCUUUUCAUGGACUUUCCUCUUGGCUAGGUUUUUUCUUCCUCCUGAUUUUUCUCUUUUGUUUUCCCUUCCUCUGGCUUCUUCUUGGCCUUUUUAUUUUUAAUGUUUCUGCCCCCUUGACGUUCUCUUUCCUCUUGGCUUCUACUUUUCCUCUUUUUUGCUUUUGUUGGCCUAGUUGUCCGUCAUUGAAUGCCCCCUCAAUUUUUUCAUAUUUUUUUGUAUGGCCAAGUCCCAAUUGCUCUCGAAAAUUGUGUGUCCAGCGAAUUCAGGGGCUGGAGAACGAAUUUCUCCCUCGCUCGUCGAAAACCGAGGGGGGCCGGAUGUUUUUCGCUCAACAAAUUUGAGAAUUUUAUGGAUUUUCUUCGGGAUUCAUAAAGAAGUUUGGUGGUAGAAGAAGCAUGCAACAAGGGAGGGGGAUUAGACUUUUGAAAACGGUGGAUUAAAGUUUUGCUACGGGUUUUGUGGAUUGUCAUUAGGCAGAGCGAAGGCAAAGCUGGGUUCGGAAUGAGAAAUGUUUUAUUUUCAUGUGGAUAUGGGUUAACAUUAGUCAUUUUAGGCUGAUAAAGCUUUACAUUUUUGCAUUUAAAUAUUAUUUUAAGCUAUUAUUUGAUAAAAUUGAGUUUAUAUAACGAUAGUGAUUAUUUUACUGUUAAACGUGGCAAAAUUAUAGUUAGUUGACUGUGAGAUGUAAAUUGCGAUUUGUGCUUUGUUUAACACUAAUUUUUGCUUACGAAUUAAUUUUUGAAUGAAUUUUACCUUAAGAACAACUUUUUGUCUAUCAUAACAUGACGUAAGCUUACAAAAGUACGUUAAAAACCCAUUACAUUUGAGUAUUAGAUAUACGUAGUGUAGCGACGACAAUUAAAAAUUUAAUAAUGCGAAAUUGGAGUGAUAUUAACCAUAGUAACGAGAAUUUGUAACUCUGUUUUUCCAGCUACAUUGCUGAAAUUUAAUAAACAUAAGUAAUGAAAUGUUGUUUUCGAGACAUAUAGUGUUUGUAAGAUUAUAGGUGUUUUAGUAGUAUAAAUUUUAAAGAAAAUGGCAUUUUUUGGGUUUUUGGAAUAGUAAUGAUUUUAUUCUUUAACAAAUUUUAUAAUUUUGAUGUUUUAAUCAUUAAAAGACUGUUUACAGUCAUUUUUAGCUACGUAAAAGUUUAUUUUUUGUUUUAUUACGAUGCUUUAGAGUUGCUUUUCUUAUUUUUAACGGGGUUUACUUGAAAAAGUUUUUAAUUUUUUUAACUUUUAGUUUUUAUUUUGGUUUUCUUUGGUUUUUUACGUUAUUAUCACUUGUUUUGUCGUUUUUAAUCGUUUUACUUCAUUUUGUAAUUUCAAUAUCAAAUUUUAACCACAGCUUUUUUUCAGAACGCAUUCGCUCAGCACCAACAACAACAAUCGUAUCUCCAGUACCACCAGAACGCCUAUCCAGCGCUUCAACACGACCAGGACCAAGGUAAUAUGGCAGCCACAUCAAUGGUCGUAGCGCCUCAGAAUGCGAUGCCAAUGAAUCGACCCACCUACUCGGACAUGGUAAAACGUGGUGCUCCACCUUCACAGCACAUUCAAGUUCACAUUAACAAGAGAGAACAGGAACAACAGGUAAGAACGUUGGUUUUUGUGGUUAUUUUUCGAAAUUUAGGCUAAAGCUCAAGCUCAAAUGCAGCAGGAACAAAGGAGUAAGCGAAGGGAUCAGCAACAAAGGCGGAAUGAUUAUCAAGGGUAAGGUUUAUAUUCGGAAGUGUUGUCAAGAGUAGGGUUGGAGGUGAUGUAUAAGGUUAGAAGUUUGAUCUUGAAGGUUAUUUUAUGGUAGUUUAUUUUAUUGUGACAUUAUUUUAGCCAGCACAAUGAACGUUAUGGUGGUAAUCACUCGAGAAAUCAGAAUCCUGGACCUGAAAAUGAUGUAAGUUGGAAGAACAUGUUGCUUUUUAAGUUUUUAAUGUUGUUUUGAUUAAAAGUGGAUGUUUUGGAUAUUUUGUAGUUAAAAAUGGACAAAUUAGUCUAAUAAACCUAGGUCUUCAAAUUACAUCUUAUACAUAAUGUCACAUUUCAGCGUCGACGACCACAACACUCAAAUUCGCAGCCCCAACCGCAAGUUCAUCAACAGAUCCGCCCGCUGGCUGCUGCUCAACCCCAAAUGAGACGAAACACACCGCAGCCAAGCCAAAACUACGAUGCUAAUUUCAAUGUUUCCCCGGUGCAAAAACAGAACUUUGAUCCCAGACAUAACCGGAACGUUCAACCCAACAAUCACCAGCAGCAACAGUUCAAUAACUGGCAACGGACGGCUUCACGGAGCUCAAACCAGCCUGGUGGAGUGAGUUUGGGAGUGGUUUUUGGGUUGAAAAGGUUAAUAUUGGGUUGGGGAUUAAUAUUUUUUGAAGAUUUUGGGAAGUUUUUGUGGUUUUUUUAAGAAAUUUUGGUUUACAUUGAUGUAGGUAUAGACGUUAUGAAGUAAAAUGGUCUUUUUAGUAUUUUCAAACACAUUUUUUAAUUUUUAAAAUCUUAUUCUUACGUUAAGAUACCUACUUUCAGUCUCGAAGCAUGCCUGUCCCUCCCAAUGAGACUCUACACUUUGACCUCACACAAAACAACUGCCCACAACAACAACAUAGCCGAUCGUCUGGUUAUAAUCAGCAGCAGCCGCAGUUACCGUUUCCGCAGAACUACAACGUUCCACCGCCGAACGCAGCUCCACCGUUCGUUAUGAAUCAAGGCCAGGGAUGUGCUGUGGCGGCUGGUGAGUUUGGCGGGGGUUUUUGAGGGUUUCGGGAGUGAAAAUGUUGAUUUUGAUUGUCUUUUUUUAGUUGGAAAGUUUAUAUUUUGGGAAGAUUUUGUCUUUUUUAGGAUUAUAUUUUUAAAUGUUACCUAAAUUUUCAAUUUUUUAUAAAAAAUUUAUUAAAAUUCUGUUUAUUUUACCUGAAAUCUUUUUAGGUCCGCCCAGUUCCGUGCGCCAGGUCUCGUUGAUGGCCCAUCAGAUGGGCAUGUUCCGUCCUCAAUACCCACUGCCCUAUCACCUGCCCAGCAGCAACCCCUUCUUCAUGCCCAGUCAUCGCCCGCUGAGCCCGCAGAAGGAUGUGUUCCGCAACACUUGGCUCGACGCCGAGCACCUUCCACACGACCAACUCAUCGCCGAACUCACGCUGAUGCCCGCCGCUCAGGCCCACAACAAUAAUAUUCUGCACAACAAGGGAUAUGUAAGUCAGAAGGUAUCGUUUAUUGUGAUUUGUUGUUGAUUUUUAUAAUAUUGUUGUUGGAAUUUAUAGGGAAAGAGGGGUAUCUUUGCUUAUUAUUUGUUAGGGGAAUGUUUCUUUGCUUGAGAUUUGUAAAUGGAAGAGGUAUAUUUGGCUGGCUUGGGUACAGGGAGGAGAAUAAUUUUGCUUGAUAUUUGUUGGGAGAGGGGUUUCCUUGCUCGAUAUAUUUAAAGAAAGGGGUGUUUUUUGUUAGAUAGAUCCGUGUCCUGACUCUUUUGGAUGAUAUGUAGACUGGAAAGGAUAAAUUGAGGUUUUUAGGUAACAUUUUUUGUUAUAUUUUAUCAAAAUUGCGCUUUUUGGUUAAUAUUUGUGUAGAGAAGGAUAAAACUAAAGGUUUUGGGUAAUAUUUUCACUGACCUUUUUAUAAUUUUGGUUUUUCGCGUACUUUUUUUGUGUAACCUAUCUCUAAAAUAUCAUUUUAUGUAAUAAUUGACGUUUGAGUAUAAUUGGCAUAAUGAUCUUGUUAAAAAUAUGACUAAAAACCGAAUUUUUAAUGCCUUGUUUUGAUGAAUAAUAUAAUUAAAAAAAACUUAUUCAAUUUUAGAAAAAUCCGCCAAACGUUCACGGUCACAUGAACUCACUGUUGGCAACAGCAAUGCGCCUUGUGAACACGACCCAACCCAACGGAUACUCAGCUCAAAUGGUUGGAGCAGUUCCUGGAGCUCAACAACCAUAUCGAGGUGGACCUCCACGGCCGAGAAUGGGUAACAAUGGCAAUAGGGUAAGGGUUUUAUUAGACUGAUGGUUAUUUUAGAUAUUAAAGAGCAUGAGAAAAUAUGGCUUUAAAAUUGAGCUGUUUUGAAGAGUUUUACGGAUUUUCAAGUUUUCUUGGUGGGACCCAGAAGUUUAAGAAAUGUGGGAUCAUUUUGAAUCUUUGGAGUGAAAUAGCUUUCUUUAAAGUGGAAUAGGUAUAUUAACUUUUUUUUGUUUCAGUUUCAAGACAAUCGACGCAGUCAACCAUUCCGCGGCAACAGAACCGACCAAGAUCGUCGAUCUGCCACUUCUGGUCACACAUCAACCGAACGCGAACAAUCGACCAGUCAAGAGCCAGAGUCCAAGUCCACAGAUCGAACAACGGAAAAUAACGUAGAUACAGUGUCCAAUGUAGAAUCAGAACCGACUAGCAGAAAGGAAUCGGCUAAAAGUGAGGAAUCGGCUGAAAACUCGAAGAAAUCGACCGAAAGCGAUGGUAAAACGAAGGAAGCGACUGAUAAAGCAACGAAAGAAGACGGCAAUGCAGUAAACAAUGGUCAGGCCUCUAAUAAGAACGAUGCAGCAGCAAAAGCGGCGGAAUCAAAGCCGGUCGACUAA
Molecule: messenger RNA, 8785 nt
Organism: Bursaphelenchus okinawaensis
Lineage: Eukaryota; Metazoa; Nematoda; Chromadorea; Rhabditida; Aphelenchoididae
Source: the annotation of a GenBank genome assembly